Prionailurus viverrinus (fishing cat) is the source of this 5229-nucleotide messenger RNA. Its product is annotated as peptidyl-prolyl cis-trans isomerase E-like. Lineage: Eukaryota; Metazoa; Chordata; Mammalia; Carnivora; Felidae. Gene Ontology annotation, biological process: protein peptidyl-prolyl isomerization. The record is from RefSeq and is a predicted model, not a curated record. Gene Ontology annotation, cellular component: intracellular membrane-bounded organelle. Gene Ontology annotation, molecular function: peptidyl-prolyl cis-trans isomerase activity. The transcript is spliced from 5 exons. Bases 263 to 745 code for a protein of 160 amino acids.
UUUACAUUUGAGACGAAUAUAACACUUAUGUUACACUGGCAUUAAAAUAAUUAGAAAUAAAGGCCGGAUCUAAAGUAUAUUAUUCUAUUUCUUGACUUCCCCAGUUAAUGCCGCUAUGUAUUUGUGAUCUCUAUUCUGAGUGCCCUCCAAACAUCCGCCGCAGGCCACUGGCCAGGAGCACAGCGGCUGCGCCAGCGAGCGCGAGGUCGGGUCCGGGGGCGGGGCCUGGUUUCGGCUUCCGGCGGAAGAGCCAGGGAGCAAGAUGGCUGCCGACAAGACCGUGUUGUUCGUUGCCGAGCUAGCGUGGGUUUCUCUUGUGGCUCUGCCCCCUCAGCCUGUGAGCAGCGCCCGCGACUUGACGGCUGUGCUGGUCCUGGCGCUGCCCAGAGCCCUUUCCCUCUAUGAUCUUGGUCUCGGAGAGUUGGGGGAUCCCGCUGCGAAAAAGGCCUCAUCAAAUCCUCAGGUGUACAUGGACAUCAAGAUUGGGAACAAGCCAGCUGGCUGCAUCCAGAUGCUUCUGCGUUCAGACAUUGUCCCCAUAACAGCAGGCCUGCUCUCCAUGGUCAGCUCUGGCCCAAACACCAACAGCUCCCGAUUCGUCCUGACAUGUGACAAGACUGAUUGGGUAGAUGGCAAGCACAUAGUGUUUGGGGAGGUCACAGAAGGCCUGGAUGUCUUGCAGCAGAUUGAGAUGGGUGCCCACUUGGGCCCUGGGUCCAAAUGCUUGCUCAAGGCUUCAUGGUAAGAAGAGAAACCCCAGGAAAGCUCCCCUUUCAGCUUCCCAGAAGCUGUAGGACUCUGGACUUUGGGAAGAAAUGGGGACAAAACACAGCCCCGUCCUCAGUCCCCAGCAGAGGCCCCGGCUCCACAGGUCACCAAGUCACGGUAGGUCCCUGCACGCCAGGACUCCCACCGGCAGGGGAUUUUGUAAGUCCCUACCUCAUCCCUAGAGAUGACCAAAUUUAGAUUUUUUAGGAAAAGCUCAGCUUUAAAGUAGACACAGCAGCACCUCCUGGACAUGUUCUGGAAGGAGGGGGUUUUAACAGGAAGGUUUUAACAGGGGAGGCCCAGAUACAUAAAUUCAUUUAAAGUAAGACCACUAGUAAAUGCUAUUCAUUCAGUACCCAUGCACGCACGGUGCUGAGUGCUUUGUGGACACACCAAAUCCUCACGAUGGCCUUGCAAGGGCAGUACUAAUACUCCAGAGGAAAAACUUCUAACUUAGAGGUGACAUAAUUUGGUCAAAUUAACAAGAGGCAGAGCCAGGAUUCUAUGCCAGGUCUACUGGCUCUAAAACCCACCAUAUCCUAUUCACAGCCUCCUUUCCUGUGAAAUUGCAGGGCAUUUCUUGAAGCAUGUUACCCAUUUCUUUACAUAGAGACACAAAAGAACAGGGCUUUGCCUGGUGAGCUGUCGUCCGGGCCAGUACCAUGCUCUGAUUGUGGAGGUGUGCUGGGUGUGAGGCGCACAGAGCAGUUUCCCCUGCACCCCUGCCCCCAGACUUGGCUGUUCCUCUGCAGCCUCCCUUCCUGGCAGCACUUACUUUGCUGUCAGUGGGCCUGAGCUGACCACCCUUAUGUAUUCUAACGUGCAGCCUUGAACGUAACUUGGGGUAUCAGGCAACCAUAUAAAUAAGAUGGCUGCCCCUUUAUUGACUUUGCAUCCAUAAUUCUCCCCCUUCUCCAAGGCCUUUUCUGGUUGGUUUCAAUUUGUUGGCUGGCUGGAGGUUCUAGAAGUCUGUCAGGAAGUCCAUGACCACUGUACUUUCAGCUUUAUUGCACAGAAAGGGAUUCAGAUCAUGAUACUUACAUUCCUCUUCGGCACACCCAGUGGACAAGGCAGUCUGCAUCUUUAAAACAUUCAUUCUACAAGCUUUCUUGGUAUCCCCAAAACAUGUCACGUUAUGUGCUAGGUGUUGAGGAGACCAAAUACUGACAUUUGUUAAAAGUUUUCAAACCUCCACUGCCAUUGAUACUGGGAGGAGAGAGCUGCUAAGGCCCCGAAGUAGCGGGUUUCAUGUCCUAUGUACACAGCAGCUGGGCACUCAGGCUGUCUUUGCUCUGUGACAGAGGAGACAGCCAGCGUUUCAGGCAGGAAGUAGGCUUAUAUCCUUGUGUCACAGAUGAGGAACUGAAGCUUGAAUCAGGAAGGGAACUUAUCCUGACACCAAACCCAUCAGUGGCUGAGUUGGAACCAAAGUACAGAUCUCCCGACAUUCCAGCCACUUUGUGAUUCAGUCCCUUGCCAGCCAGAGCUCAAAGCCCCAGGCUAAUAGGGAACUCCCCACUUUGCAGACAGUCUGGGCCUGCCCUCUGUGUACACGGGGAGGGUCUCUUCCUCUGUACUUGCUCCAUAGUCCCUUCCAGGUCCCUGUGGAGGGGCUGCUGUCCUGCAGCAGGGCCCCAGAUUCCUCAACUGCUGCCCCGCCUGCUGUCCUGGGGCCCCACCUCAGGGUGCAGAGUGAUGGCAGAGAUGCGCGUCUUUGGGCACAGGGGUGGUUCCGCUUCAGCUGGGCUGUGCCUGUGGGUUGGGCGGGCCCAGGAUCUGCUUUUAAUGACACAGUAUUUCAGGGCUCGGGCAGCUGAACUCUGUCUGCUCCAGCAGGUAAAUUACAGGCUUAGCAAGUCAGAAAUCAAACAAACACUCCCAACUGCCUAUGGCAGCUGCUCUGAGGAGAAUAACGAUUUUCGGGAACCUUCACCCAGGUCAGCCUAAUUACUGCCUGUCAUUCCCUUGGGACAGGGACCUUUGGUUCACAGGCCUCAAGAAACAGCACAGUGCUUCUGGGCACACAAUGUGGUAUAGACUGUUGAGCAGCCUGUUCUUAACUCCUUGGUUCUAGCAGACAGACAGUUCCCUCCUUGCCCUGUGCCUGGCCCGAGGUGGCCCAAGCACCAUGCUGUGGGUAGAAUGGGUUGCUCCUUAGUGUGGGGAAACUGAGUUCACUUUGUGUCAGUGCUAAGCCUCACAUGGAAAAAAGGCAGAGGAAACUGGAAGCCCCCAAGGUUAUUUGCUUCUGGGUUGGGGUGGGGGCAUCAUACCACUUUCCCAAGGAGGGGAAGACAUAUGCCAUAAAACAUCCCUGUCACCCUCAGUCUUAGCAUGAGGCUCAUCCAGCUCGUUCUUCUUCCAAUGUGCUGCCAGUGGGCCAAGUUAGGAGCCCAGUAAUGCACUACUGAGCACAACUGCAUCUCUGUGCCCUGGAAAUUCCCAGUGUGGUGCUUAUAAAGAGGGAUAGACCCCCUUCUCCCCACUCAAAGCCCAGCCAGCUAAGCUCACACUCCAGAUGCUCCUCAGACAGGCCUGGGUCAGCUACAGUCUGGGUUGGGGAUGGCCAAGGACAGGUCCUAAGACAGGAUGUCUGAGCUGAAGACAGUGCAGUCAGCAUGCCUCGGAGGCUGCUGCGCACAUCAGGCCAGCCAGUCUACAGACAUCGGGGGGAGGGGGCAGAGGGACCUGGGGAGACCCUGGCAGGGAUGCAAGUAGGGGUCCUUUCUGCCACCCCACCUGAGCUGUGAUGGCAUUUGAGGGUUUCCUGCAUCUGGAGAGGGGCCUGAUCCAGGCGGGAGGCUCUGCAGCAGCGGGGCCGGGCCUCAGUGGCAGCCACAGGCCCUGACCACCAUGUUGCGGUGCUUGCGCAGGAUGACAUUGUUGCUGCUGUCAUAGUAGAGCACGGAGGUGGCGCUCAGCUUCGUGGGGGCGCAGCACGCCUUGGGGACCGCAUCCGGCUUCAUCAGGUGCACCUGGCCAGGGGAGGGACGGCAGUCAGCAUGUGAAGUUACCCCAGACUCAGCACUGGUAGCAUACCUACUUUGGGAAACACAAAGAACUAAGGAUCAGGAAGAAGACAACCGGAAGGUGAGCAAAAGGGGGGGUGGGGGCAAAGCCCAGCCCCUCACCCAGGCCACACCUGUAAUGCUCUCCACAUACACCUUGCAGCAGGUGGCUGAAUGCACAUGCCUGUCACUCACCCCACAGGGGUCUGUGCGACAGGAGGCCGAGGAUGCCGGGGGACAUGGUGAUGUGUGUGGUGUCUGACCAGAAGCAAGCAUGUCUUGUAAAUCUGGGUGCCCACAUAUGUACAUGAUGCCUUACAUGUGCGUGUGCAGGGCACAGAUCUGGGUGUGCACAGUCAGGGUAAGUCGGGUGUGUGUGGAUUCAGAUGCCUAGGGGUCUACAUGUGAACGUGGCCACAUAGGGACCAGUUCCUGUACAGACAUGGGAAGUUAACUGCGUGUGCCUACAGUGAAGGGUGGGGAGAGCUCCCUGAGACCUGAGCAGGCGCUUCCAUCCACCUGGCUGCACGAGCCCUCUCCCCGUGGGUGGGGACAGGAUGGACGCGGUACUGACCAGGGACUGCAGGAUGGCGUGGUUUGUGGCGUUCAUGCACGAGUCCAGCGGGAAAGAGCACUCCCCCUCACAGUAAUAGGCCGAGUAGCCUUGGGGAGCAAUGACCCAAUCCUGGGGGGGGAAGAGGAGAAAGUGAGUGCCAUCCAGAUGCCCCACACACACACACACAGCCCCUGAAUCCAGCACACGGCACAAGACGACUCAGGGCUGCCCCUUACCCACCUGCAGCCCCAGCCCCAUCAGCCAAGCCUAGGGUCCCUGCAGGCAGGCUCCCCCAAGAGGGCUGUCGUCCACUGGGAGGCCCUCGGCAGGCAGGGCUGGGCACAGCUCUGUCCCCUUCACGUGCACUGGGCAUCGGAUUCCUCCCCACCCGCCCCACUGCAUCUUCUAGAGCUGCUGUCCCAGCAGACGUGCACACGCACUGCCCUCCCAGCCUCGGUUUCCCUGUUGCAGCCCUGACAUGUUCUGGCUGAGGAUUCAGACUAUCCCCAUUUCCAUGGUUUUCACCAAAAAGCACCUUCUCACUAUAAAAGAAAGACAUAUUCCCUUCAGAAAACACUGAAGAACCUAAUGCAUGAGAAAAUUAAAGUCACCCAUAAUUCUAGCUGCCCCUGGAGAUACACCUAUCAUUUCCGGGUGGGGACCGUCAUGUAAGAAGGAGGGGAGUCAGAAAUUACCAGCCAGCCGAGGUCCUGGAAGCUGACGUAGAGCUCGUGCCGCCGGCAAACCUGCCGGCCGUCAGUGCCGUGAACGUCAUCUGCAGGGACAGAAGCCAGGUCUGUUCUGGGGUUCCUGCUCUGGGCAGCUUCCACAGGGAGCUCCCAGGGAGGGGGACACCCCACCGGGCACACUUGGUGAAUAAAUGAAUGCAGUGAAACA